CGGCCGGGCGGAAGUGGUGCAGGCCAGGUUGCCCCGCAGUGCAGGCGCCCGGCAGUGCAGUGCAGUCGGGGUAGUGGCUUUUAAGUCCGGCGGGCCUCGCCGAGAUGCCGCGCUUCGCCAUGACCAUCGUCCGCCAUGGAGAAACAAGAUUUAACAAGGAGAAAAUCCUUCAAGGACAAGGGAUGGACGAGCCUCUUUCGGACACUGGGUUUAAGCAAGCAGCUGCUGCUGGUCAAUUUUUGAACAAUGUGCACUUCACUCAUGCCUUCUCCAGCGAUCUCACCAGGACAAAGCAGACCAUGCAUGGCAUUUUGGAGAAAAGCAAAUUUUGCAAAGACAUGGCAGUCAAGUAUGACUCAAGGCUUCGAGAAAGAAAGUACGGGGUCGCAGAAGGCAAGCCACUCAGCGAGCUACGGGCCAUGGCCAAGGCAGCAGGGGAAGAAUGUCCCAUCUUCACCCCGCCCGGAGGAGAGACCCUAGAGCAGGUGAAAUUGCGUGGAAAAGAUUUCUUUGAUUUUAUUUGUCAGCUCAUCCUUGGAAAAACAGGUCAGAAAGAAGACAUUUUGCCAGGUCCUCCAAGCAGCUCCCUGGAAACCUGCUUAGCAGACAUAUUUCCAUUGGGAAAAAGCAUCUCUGAGCUGGAUUCCGACAGUGGCAUGCCAGGCUUAGCAGCCAGUGUCUUGGUUGUGAGCCAUGGAGCUUACAUGAGAAGCCUGUUCGGUUAUCUUCUGAGUGACCUGAAGUGUUCCCUACCAGCCACUUUAAGCAAAUUCGAACUUUCGUCAGUCAGUCCUAACACUGGGAUUAGUGUCUUCAUCAUAGACGUUGAGGAAGGAAGAGAGCCAACGGUUCAGUGUGUUUGUAUGAACCUCCAGGAGCAUCUAAAUGGAGUGACAGACACUCGCUAAAUUGAAAACUGCAUCAAAAUCUUAAGACUUUGGAGCCUGAAGGAAGUGCCUUGCAGAAGCAAGCCUUGGCUUGCUGUGUUUCCAUCCUGCCAAUUUGGAAUCAAUUAAGAAAUCAGGUUGUAAAGCUCCACAGUGGUGGGGGGCGGGCUUAUCAGUUAAGGAAAUCCACCUAAAAUCAACCUAUUUUUUGUUUUCUGAGUACAUUUGCCGUUUCCUACAGUAACUUUGCCACCCUGUUCAGUUAUGUCUCUAAAUUAUUAAUGUAUGAAGAAACUUGGUAUUGCAAAUAGGGGGGAGUAACCUUGUUUUUUUAUUUUCCAUUUUGUUGAUCUUUUGUCAUCAAUGUCUAGCUUAUUUUAUUUUGGUGAGAUAACUAUACGUUUUCACUGUUGGAUCAAGUGCUUGCAAGAAAGGACGAAUUGUAAUUCACUGCAUAUUUACAAUGAUUGUGCUCUAGUCCAAAGACCUUUGAAUGGAAAUUUCCCACCAUCAUCAGUGUAAAAUAAAAAGCAAAACCACCAGAGGAUCGUCCACAGAAGGCAGAUGUUGGGAUUUCUUAUUCUAAAAGGCUUAGAUACAGAUGAAUGUACAGUAUGUUUGCAGAGCAGCCUUGGGGGUAAAAAAUACCAAAACACCUACACCACUUGAUCAAUACACAUUGCAGGAGUCUCUGAGGAGGGCAGUUUUCCAGAGGUAAGCCAGGGGAAAAAAUAAUUACUUGGAUCGAAGAAGUGGAGAAUUUCUGAUUUGAGGAAGGAUCCAAAUAAAGUCAACAGUUACUAGUACCCUAAGAACAAAAGUGGGGACUUCUGUUGAAAAACAGGGUGGUCUGAUAAUGCACAAACCCACAAAGGUGGGUUUUGUGUAAGGUACAGGUGAAAUUGAUUUUUCUCCACCAGAUGGCGCUAUAGGAAAGAGAUUUUGAUUAACCCAGAUGUUUUUGAGAAAACAAUUUUUUUAAACAAUUUUGGGUGUGUAGAAAAAGUGGAGCAGAAAGUAGGUUAUUCCCACAUGCUUGCUUUUUCCACUUCCUUCUAUUACUAAAAUCAUGCCACAGUUAAAGAAGCCCAGAUCUGAAUCAAGAAUGUAUACAGUGUAUACCUUUGAUUUCACCACACUGAUGACUGCGUGAGCCUCGUGAGAGUGGUGAGCCUCUGGCAGAGCCUUCCCUCCCUUCCCCUGGGCAUCCUCUACAUUGCAUCUGAAGUUCAGUGUUCACACCAUUCUCAGUGUGCCGAGGAUGACCCAAGUUACUCUGCCAGUGUUGGGAAUAGCAUGAAUUUGAGCAACAACGGAGUGUUACAAAAACGGGGGGUUUAGGGAUGUCACGUGUUGCUCAGUAGGCCCUGGUUUUGGUCCCUAGCACUGACGGAAAAAUAAAGGACAAAACUGCCCUUUUAUAAAGAAGCCAAACAGUAUGUAAGUUUUCUGUCUUCCACGGCUGCCAGUGCAGAGUCCACACUGAGCGAGUCCUUUGUCCUUUGCACACAUCUCCCCAGUGCUGAGCAUCUAAGGCAACAGUGUUGUUUUGAUGCAUUUCAAAUGUGCAUAAAUACUCAGCUGUCUGUAUUCUUUAUUUUAUCCAUUAUGUGUUGGAACACUAUUUUGGGAUGUAUGGAUCUAUUUAAUUGUAACCACUCUAUUCUGUUGAAUAAAUACAGUGCAUG
This is a messenger RNA of Nannospalax galili (Upper Galilee mountains blind mole rat), 2575 nucleotides long. It is a transcript of the gene Tigar, whose product is annotated as TP53 induced glycolysis regulatory phosphatase. The transcript is spliced from 6 exons. Bases 105 to 908 code for a protein of 267 amino acids. Gene Ontology annotation, molecular function: fructose-2,6-bisphosphate 2-phosphatase activity. Gene Ontology annotation, cellular component: cytosol. NCBI's taxonomy places the organism in Eukaryota, Metazoa, Chordata, Mammalia, Rodentia, Spalacidae. The record is from RefSeq and is a predicted model, not a curated record. Gene Ontology annotation, biological process: regulation of pentose-phosphate shunt; negative regulation of glycolytic process; positive regulation of DNA repair.